AUGGGACUCACAGGCUACAUACGAGCAAGCCAAGCAGCACGACACAUACCCCAAAUACACGCUUUUGACACUUGGACUGUCAUAGACUGUGUUGCUGGGCGCGCCAGAUCGCAGUCGGCGGCUUUCACACGUGCGCGCGAGGGCGACAAGGAGCACAGAGGCGCGACUUACUUGCGCUCCGCUCGUCUCACGUUGACGAUGAUAUCCAAGCCACGGGACGCGUCCCUGGCUAUGAACUAA
Purpureocillium lilacinum is the source of this 240-nucleotide messenger RNA. The record is from RefSeq and is a predicted model, not a curated record. NCBI's taxonomy places the organism in Eukaryota, Fungi, Ascomycota, Sordariomycetes, Hypocreales, Ophiocordycipitaceae.